Molecule: messenger RNA, 1777 nt
Organism: Bursaphelenchus okinawaensis
Lineage: Eukaryota; Metazoa; Nematoda; Chromadorea; Rhabditida; Aphelenchoididae
Source: the annotation of a GenBank genome assembly
AUGGACUUCUUGAAGGCGUACACGGCAAUCAGCACGUUAUCCAUUCUGGCAGUGGACGACAACACCGAGUUAUGCGUAGACUUCUACGCAUUUAAGGUAGAGAACAACAACGCCGUCGCUUCGAAGUACGUCCGAUGCCCGGGCAAUUCCACCGUCGUGACUGAUUUCGCGUAAGUUGUAUUGGUUGUUUCUUUUACUUGAGUUGAGUAUCUUCUUUGAGUGUUUAUGUUUGCCACAGUAAAGUUUUCUAUUGGUGAAUUUAGUUUUUUCAGUAAGUACAAGCUGCAUUCCACCUUUAAUUAUACGAAGCAUAUGAUUGUGCCUCAAAGUACUGAUGUUGGCACAGUCCUCCACGUUGGGGAGUACGUGCAGCUGUAAGUAUAGUUGCGUGAAUACUUUUAUAAAUUUUUAAAAUUUGUAGUUUUGCAAUUUAAAAUCAUUAAUUUUCAUUGUUUAGGAGCCAGACGCAAGUAACAUUCACGUUGGCAUCUAACGGACGUGAUCCGAAGUUUUUGGGUUUCGUCAGAAAACGGUCUGACGAUGUCCAAGCCAGUUCAUCACCGGGUUAUGUGUUCUACCAGAGGUGUGCUCUUAUGGAUGCGUUUUGUUUUCCGAUUUCGGCUCCUGAUUCGAUUAAAUCGGCGGAUUUUGGCUCUCUGAAGGUUUGCGGUUUGACAUUCGGCCACACUUCAGAUGGUCUGAUUUGGGAAGGUCAGGGUCAAUGUCUGAAGCUGGUUGAUGACGGAAAACUUCCUAUUAUGAAGGCCGAGUCUUGCCCGACGGUGGAUAAAGUCAUGUUUAGCAUGGUAAGACUUUUUAAUAUAUUUUUUAAAAAUAUUAUUUUUUAAAUAAAUACAGCUAAAGUAAGGUAGAGCCAACGUGGAGUAAUAUUCUGAGUAGAGAUCAAAAAAUUUUGAAUUUUAGACGGCUUUGAAGAACCGCGACCCCUCGACCCAAGGCGACCUCACUGACGCCCAACUCGACACAACCUUGGCCCUCUUGUAUCUAAAGUAAGUUGACAGUUACUGUAACUUUAUCUAUUGAUUUUGGCUUUUGGAAAUGUAACGUCAGUCCUUAUAUUACUUUGUGUUGGGCUUAUGUUUUGUAAUUUUUGUACGAAAUUUGAUAAAAUGGAAAUGGUUUAGCUGGAAUUUAAUAUUUUUCCAAUUUUAGAGAGAAACCACUGACUACAACUACUGAGCUUGAGGAGGAAACGACUACUACCGAAGCCAAUGCUACUACUCAAGUGGUUGACAUUGUUACCGAGUCCGAGUGAGUUUAGUAUGAGGUUCUGGAAAAUUUUUGAGGCUAAUGAAGAAUUGUUUUUAGUUAUAUGUUGUCAAUUCUCACAAUGUGAAGUUAUUCACGCUUUUUUUAAAUGUAAAUUUCAAAAACUAAACUUAGAGUUUCUAAACUCAAGCAUAGUUUUACCACACCUUAUUUCAGCAGUUCACUCCCCCUUUGGCAAAUCGGUUUGAUUAUUGGUUUUGUUCUCGCAGUGCUGCUUCUUGUCCUAGCUGGAGUCUACUGCUACUGCAGGAAGAAGGGCCAGAAUACUCCGCCAGGCUCGGGAACUCCAAGUGACACGCCAGUUGCCGGGACGCCGAACGCAGAGGACAAGGCUUCAAAAAAGGAAAGAAAGACCAAUUCCAAGUCGUCCAGUUCGAAACUCUCCAACUCCAAGUCUUCCAAUCCCACGAAGUCCGGCAAGAAGUCCAAAAAGGUCUUUCUGAUUUACCUCAAUGAAAGUGGUCCAAAUAAAUCUGCUAAAUCUUAG